CCAGCAGCAGCAGCGGGGGAGGAGCAGCCGGAGCCGGAGCCGUGCAGCGGGCUGGCCCCGCUCGGGGCUGCGCGGGGAGCGGGUCCGUGCCUGUGGGCCCCGCCGGGGUAAGCCGCAGGUUUGCAGCGAUGGUAAGGGAAGAUGUAAAUGACAGUGAAGAUUCUGAACCAUCAGUAUGUGAGAGAAAUGGCAUGAUUCCCAUGCAUGAGCAAAGCGAGCAGGGACCAGCAGCAGGUGCCAAAGGUACUGAUGGGAAUGCACAAACAGAAGAAACUGCUCUCUUGAACCACUGCGCUCAACAACCUCCAGAGCCAACAGCAGGGUCUUCAGUACCUGCGAGAACAUGGAGGCAAAUAUUUGCUUGUCCUCCUCAGGGUUUACUGGCCCAAACAGUGACAAAUGUUGCAUUUGUCGUUCUGGUUUGGGCUGUGGUGUGGUCCAUAAGUGGGGCUGAGUGUCUCCCAGGUGGAAAUCUCUUUGGAAUUCUGUUUCUUUAUUUCUUUGCUGUCAUCGGAGGUAAAAUUUUUGGAUUCAUUAAAAUACGAACACUGCCCCCUCUCCCUGCUCUUCUGGGGAUGCUACUUGCUGGUUUCCUAAUCCGAAAUACCCCAUUCAUCAGUGACUUUGUCCAGAUAAACCUACGCUGGUCUGCAGCACUGAGGAAUAUUGCUCUUUCCAUUAUCUUGACCCGAGCAGGACUUGGCCUGGAUCCAAAGGCUCUUAAGAAGCUCAAAGCUGUCUGUUUACGGCUUGCUUUCGGACCGUGCCUCUCAGAAACAGGCACAGCUGCUGUCCUUGCCUACUUGUUCCUGCAUUUGCCAUGGCAAUGGGGAUUUAUAUUAGGUUUUGUUCUAGGUGCAGUGUCCCCUGCUGUGGUUGUUCCCUCCAUGCUGAUUUUACAAGCUGGGGGAUAUGGGGUGGAGAAAGGUGUCCCAACUUUGCUAAUGGCAGCUGGCAGCAUCGAUGACAUUCUGGCUAUCACAGGCUUCAACACUUGUCUUGGGAUGGCUUUCUCUUCCGGUUCUACUCUGUACAAUGUGCUCCGUGGAGUGCUGGAGGUCACUGUUGGCAUAGCAGCUGGGGGAAUUCUGGGAAUGUUUGUUCGAUAUUUCCCAAGCCAUGAUCAGGCAUCUUUGGCAUGGAAGAGAUCGUAUUUUGUACUUGGACUGUCCAUGUUUGCUGUUUUUGGCAGCAUCUACUUUGGCUUCCCUGGAUCAGGAGGGCUUUGCACAUUGGUCUUAGCUUUUGUUGCAGGUGUGGGAUGGUCGGCUGAAAAGAGGGAAAUUGAAAAAAUUGUGGCAGUUGCAUGGAAUAUCUUUCAACCUUUUCUUUUUGGUUUAAUUGGAGCAGAAGUAUCCAUUACAUCUCUUAGGCCUGAAACUGUUGGGCUCUGUGUUGCUAUAUUAGGCAUUGCCCUAGUUGUGCGAAUCAUAGCAACGUUCCUGAUGGUGUCUUUUGCUGGGUUUAAUUUCAAGGAGAAGGUAUUUGUCUCACUGGCAUGGAUUCCCAAAGCCACUGUCCAGGCUGCAAUAGGUUCUCUUGCCCUGGAUACAGCAAGACGACAUCAAGAUGAACAACUGGAAAAGUAUGGAAUGGAUGUACUGACAGUAGCUUUCUUGGCCAUCUUGAUCACUGCUCCAAUUGGAGCCCUGGUUAUCGGCUUGGCAGGGCCCAGACUUCUGCAGAAGGCUCAGACAAAUAGCAAGGAGGAUGAGGAAGGUGCGGAGGUUGGAGAAGAGGCAGAGGCCUGUGAACCUUCGUAAGACAGACAACUACAGCACUCUGGUCCUUCAACCCUUACACUUCUGUUGUGUAAAUCUGGCAUGUCUAAUCUUGCUGGAGGAACCUAGAACUAUCAGUCACCCCUGCUAUUUUUAAAGCAGCCCUGGUGGAGUUCUAUAAAAUAUUUUUAUGUGAUGAUGGUGCCUUGAGAUGAAAUAGCUGAACAUACAGUGAAUAAGAUGACCUGGCAGUGAGUCACUGAGAAGUUAGCAGUCAAGAGUUACUUGAAAUGUGUGGGUGGUGAGGCCAAGGAGAGGGUCAGAACUGUUAAGGCAUGGAGUCAUGAGGCAGAAUAUAAGCAGAAAAAAAUGGAGACUAAUGUGAAUAACUUCUUGAUGGUUGAAACUGGGCUAUGAGAUGACAAGUUAUACAACUCAAAGAAAGCAACUUCAAAGUUAGAGGUUGCUGACACAUAGUGAACAAGUCCUGCCAUCAGCUGGUUGAUGAUGGAUGAUUGAUCAGUUGGUGAUUCCCUCUCCUUCCUCAUUUGUGUUCCAAAACUUGCCUUUCCCUGUUGCUGUUCUCCCUCACAGCUGAAGCACUCCUUUGUGCCUUCAAGGACUGUCAGCUCUGGUCGUACAGCAAGUGGUACUUACAUGCUCAAAGACACAGUUGGGGCUGUCAUCGACUGGUAAUAAAGAUGUUGGUGCCAGCAGAAAAACAGAUGGAACCUGAAAAUGAGAUGAGGGCUGUGGGAUGGCUGUAAGGACUGGGGGAGGGUUGUAUGGGAUUGGGAUGGCUGCUUCUUCACCUGAGCACCUCAGCCUUCACACCACAGGAUGUCAAGAGAGAGAAGCUGUUCUAUAGCCAGGAGUAACCUCUGUUGAUCAAAAUCUUGCGCUUGCCUUUUAGGUUUGGUAUCACUUGACAGAUACCAGCAAAUCUGUCUGGCUCCAAGUAAGUUGUUGGUAACUCUAUUCUGAGGCACAUGGUCAGUACAGCAUCCAUCAGAAACUGGAAGUUACUUUGUUAUUUUUUUGGAAAGGCUAUUAGAUUGUGCCUGUAACUGAGGUGGACAACACUCCUGCAGAUUUCUACUCUACAGUUCACUGAACUCAUUUUACAGGAUACUGUGUAGAAUACAUUUGAUAGUGUCUAGAUUUUGGCAUUAGUAAGAAUGAAUCAUCUGUAUUUUACAUUUUAAAUGUUUAAUAUUCAAAACAAAAUAUGUACAAAAACACUUUUAACUACUUAAAUUCUUCUAAUGUUGACACUGUACUAUUUCCAGAGAGUCAUAUGCCAUACAAAUGAGCUGUAUAUGUAGCUGUACAUAUAUGCCUUUGUAUAAGCCUUACUCUCUAAGCAAAAAGAGAGCUUCCUGAGGAAAUAUUUAAAUUUCCUAGCCUGCAGUUCCGGCACAAUGGUAAAAAUAUCAGGAAAUUCUUUGGUAAGUUUUCUGUUAACAGUUGUCAGGUACAUUAUAUUUCUCUUAACUGUGCACACUGCUGUUCUUUCUGCUUCCUUGGGAAUGUACCAUCUUUAGUUCAGUUCAAGUUUGUCUCCUGACCCGAAAGGAAGAUGCUUUCAAACUGCACAUGAUGGGUUUGAUGCUGGAGCAAUGGUUAAGAGUGCUGUGUGUGGUCAUUAUUGUGACAUACCUGGCCUUCUGUGCCUGUCCUGCCUACUUCAGGUGCACUCCUAGUGUCCUCCUGGCCCAGUCCUGUUCAGUAUCUUUACUGAUGAUCUGGAUAAGGGGAUUAAGUGCACUGCCCCUAAAUUCAUGGACAACACAAAGUUGGGUGGCAGUGUUGAUCUGCUGGAAAGCAGGAAGUCUCUGCAGGGGAUCUGGACUGGCUGGAUCAAUGGGCUAAGACCAACAGAAUGAGGUUCAACAGGGCCAAGUGCUGAGUCCUGCCUUGGGUCACAGCAGCCCCAGGCAGUGCCACAGGCAGGGACAGAGUGGCUGGGAAGCUGCCCGGUGGAAAAGGACCUGGGGGUGCUGGUGACAGCAGCUGAACGUGAGCCAGGGCGAGCCCAGGGGGCCAAGAAGGCCAAGGGCAUCCUGGCCUGGAUCAGCAAUGGUGUGGCCAGCAGGAGCAGUGAUUGUCCCCUGUACUGGGCACUGGUGAGGCCACACCUCGAGAGCUGUGUCCUGUC
Pyrgilauda ruficollis (rufous-necked snowfinch) is the source of this 3879-nucleotide messenger RNA. RefSeq names its product sodium/hydrogen exchanger 9B2-like. Gene Ontology annotation, cellular component: membrane. Lineage: Eukaryota; Metazoa; Chordata; Aves; Passeriformes; Passeridae. The transcript is spliced from 12 exons. The coding region runs from base 129 to 1763 and encodes 544 amino acids. Gene Ontology annotation, molecular function: antiporter activity. Gene Ontology annotation, biological process: proton transmembrane transport. The record is from RefSeq and is a predicted model, not a curated record.